This is a messenger RNA of Parasteatoda tepidariorum (common house spider), 3962 nucleotides long. Its product is annotated as branched-chain alpha-ketoacid dehydrogenase kinase. Gene Ontology annotation, cellular component: mitochondrion. NCBI's taxonomy places the organism in Eukaryota, Metazoa, Arthropoda, Arachnida, Araneae, Theridiidae. Gene Ontology annotation, molecular function: pyruvate dehydrogenase (acetyl-transferring) kinase activity. The record is from RefSeq and is a predicted model, not a curated record. Gene Ontology annotation, biological process: regulation of glucose metabolic process; protein phosphorylation.
UGGCAACCUAAGAGGUUCUUUUUGAGGGACGUGCGGCUUGGCGUGUGGCACUUCUUGUUAGUACUCAGAAAAUUCUUGCUUUAGUGCUUCUGUGAAAAUUGCAUUAGUUUUAAAUUUUUUUGUCGUCGCCCUGCUAGUUGGACUUAUUAUUAUACCGAUGGGGUUAGCCCUAAAUCGGAAACCAUUAUUACUAAAAGUUAAUUUUUGGCUCCCAAAUCGAUGCAAAAUUGAGCCUACUGCAAUUCAACAUUUAGAUUUUAGUUCUAGACAUGCGAUUUCUUUAAUUUAAUUCCUAAAUUUUGAGAUUUUUUUUUAUUUAAUUCGAAAAUUUACCUUCUAUUCUGUGAUAUCUUAUUGUGUUAAAAGUGAAUCUCGCAUUGUUUAUUUUAUAUUUUAUUCAGUGAAGUCUCUGAUUUCUUUCGUGUAUUAUCAAAGUAUUUCAUCUAUUGUAAUUAUGUCAUCUCCGUUGCUAGAAAAAAGUAAAGUACUCGGUUGCUUUAGCAGUCGAAUUUUAGGUCGACGUGCUGGCCGUUCCAAAGUGACUCCUAAUUGUGUUUAUUUCUUGGAAAAUUACAAAAGUAGCGAUAAGAGUUGCUAUAUACAUCAUGGUGCUGAAUUUAAAACAAACCCCCGAGUUAAAGCAAGAACAGUGCAGUCUUUCUAUAACCAAUCGGCAAUUGAUAUUGCUGCUGCUAAGCCGUCUGUACGAUUAACUCCAGCUACAAUUCUUUAUUCUGGUAAAAGUCCUGAUGGAAGCCAUAUUCUUAGAAGUGCACAAUAUUUACACAAAGAACUUCCUGUUCGGCUUGCUCACAGAGUUGCUGGAUUUCGUAGUUUGCCUUUUAUUGUGGGUUGCAAUCCUACCAUUUUAUCUGUUCAUGAACUUUAUAUCCGAGCAUUUUACAUGAUUAAUGAAUAUCCCCAAAUAACUGAUUUUGAAACUGAAAAAGGCUUUUGUGAACUGUUGCAAGGUUUGUUGGAAGACCACAAAGAUGUUGUCACUGAUUUAGCUGCUGGCUUCAGAGAAUGCCGCAAGCAUAUUGAGAAUGAGGAAUUAGUGAGAAAUUUUCUAGACCGGACUCUGACAUCCCGCCUUGGUCUAAGGAUGCUUGCUGAACAUCAUUUGGGUCUUCAUAAUGAAAAUGAUCAUGGACAUGGCAAUUUUGUAGGGAUAAUUAAUGUUUCCAUGAAGUUAAAGGAUGUUAUUGAGAAAUGGGCUGACUUUGUGAGGCAAGUAACCAUGCACAAAUAUGGGAAAUCUCCAGCUAUAAAAUUAAAUGGCCACAUCAAUGCUGUAUUUCCCUACAUCCAAGCCCCCCUUGAUUACAUCAUCCCAGAGCUUUUAAAGAAUGCAGUUCGAGCCACAAUUGAAAGCCACCUUGACACAUCUGAAGAGAGCUUACCACCUGUUACCAUAACCAUAGCUAACAAUGAUGUUGAUUUCAUUAUCAGAAUCUCAGAUAGGGGAUGUGGCAUCCCUCAUCAUCUCUUACCCCACAUAAUGGAAUAUCACUUCACGACUGCAGGUGACAGUACAGAUCACAGGCUUGAUGGUGGUUUGUUUGGUCAAAUAAUGAUGGAGCCAACUGAUGGCCCAGCUUCAGGGCCUAUGCAUGGAUUUGGUUUUGGACUGCCAACUUCCCGGGCUUAUGCUGAAUAUUUGGGCGGGUCUCUAGGCCUACAAACAAUGCAAGGCAUCGGUACAGAUGCGUAUUUAAGACUACGUCAUAUUGACGGAAAAUAUGAAAGCUUUCGUAUUUAACUCUCCAAUAUGUGAUAAUUGAAAGUUUAGGAUUUGUGUUCUAAAGGAAACAUACUAAAUAAAUCUCUUUUUGCUCUGCUUCUGUUCUCAGUUAUGAAUGUUUUAUAAUCUUCUUGUGUCUUUGUAUUUUUUUAGCUGCUUUAUUAAUUUAAAAACUUUCAUGUAUUAAUUUAGUUCUGUGUGUUAGUUAUACAUUAAAAAAGAAAAUACCAGAGAUGCACAACCUACUGUCCGCAGACUUAAAUGUCUCAAAAAACAUUUUGACUUCUUGUCUUAAAUUUUAAUAAAAAUGUAAAAGAAAAAAGUUAUUAUUAUUUGCUAGUAAGUAGUUCAGUCUUUCUCAUAUAGUCAGAUUGUUACGGCUUUACAUUUCUUUCAUUCUCAGAAUUUCAACUUUAUAUUUCUUAUGUUUGCUCUCAACAUAUAUGUUCUAGUUUUUAUGAUGAACUCUCUAAAAACGGUUGUGCAUUUCUGGAUUACGCAUUUCUGUGUUUGCUUAAUGUGUAGUGUAAGUUCAUAUAUUAUUUGGCUUUUAUUCAACUUACCAGUGUUAGAUUUACUGUUAAUCUAUCAUGUUAAGUAAAUUUUAUUUUUUACUCCAAAAUUUUUGUGAGGAUGCUGAUUUAUUUUUUAUGCAUAUGCUUUAUUUUGUAUUACAAAUGUAAUUUUAUAUGCUUUUUAUGGUGACCAGACUAUACUAAAUUGUUUAAUGUUUCCUAAUUAUUAGUGCCUGAUGUGUUAUGUUAGAUGUAUCAGAGGUGCCAACUAUUUCAAUUGAUCUGUAAUUAUCAGAUCUCCUAUUUAAGAUUAUUGUCUUGUGGUUGAGUCAUAGAAAUUAGUUUUUGAGAAUUUCCUUAAUAACUUUUAAUUCAUGUUAACUAUCAAGAAUAAUGAAGUUUUGUUCUUUGCAACUAAUCUAGGAUAAUUUUUUCAACUCCUUAAACUAUUCUAAAUAUAAUGUAUGGAAACAAAAUUAUUUUAAUAGAAACAGGAAAUAAAUAUUUUUUUCAAGGAACAUAAACUAGGAUCUGAAAUGCUGUGAGCAAUAUUUUUUAGUGAUACAAAUGCAGGAUGAUAAAAAGGCAAUAAGGAAUAGUUUUCAUUUAACGAAGAGCUAGAACCAAAUUAUCUAUAAGUCUUAUUAAUUUAUAAUGAAAUCUAAAUUUCAGUGUUAUAACUUCUAAUUUUUAAUCUAGUACUUCUAUCUAGGUAUUACUUUAAAAAAAAAAAAUGGUUAAUUCAUGCAAAAUUUUGUUGAUAUUAUAUACCUAUAUAGAAAUAAGUAGUAUAUAUACCUUAAAAUUACUCUGAUUUGAAUUUCAUAAACUCUUAAUUGCAUAUAUUUUCUGUUUUAUUGUACUUCUUAUUAUGGAUAGCUAAUUCAGAAAGCUAGCACUAUGUUUCUAAUGUUAGUUGUGUUCAAAUUUUUUUUUUUAUGUUGAGAAAUUGUGUGUAUUUUAUACAUGUGCUUUAUAUUAUGCCUUAUUUUGUGUUUGCUAUAAAUGAAUCUCUAUAAUAAAUUAUUGAAAUAUGAAUUUCAAAGUGGCAUUUCGUUGUGUAAUUUGUUUUUGUUUCCUAUUGAACAUAAGUCUUUGAUUUGUAUGGUGUUUAAAGUUUGUAGGGAAUGUUUUGUGUUUUUUAGUUGUAAUUCAUCCACAGUGGUUAAAAAAAAUGUUAAAUCCAAUUUUCUCUUUUUUUAACUAAACAAGAUUACUUAUUGAAAGUGCCUAUGUGAAAAACUAAAGUUUUCUGAGAUUGUUUUAUUUUUUUUACUGUUUUGUAUUCAAAUUAUUUUUCGUUUUAUAUUAGAAUCCUUUUUUUAAUGAAAAAUGUAUGAUCUUAACUCAACUUUUAUAUAAAAUACUACUUUUUGAAAUCAAUAGAAAAAGUAUUCAUUCUUAAUUCAUUUUGAUAUAAGUUAUUUUAAUCGAGCGUUAAUACUGUAAUAUUCUUGUUACUAUGGUAGCAUAUAAAUUGGUAAAUGCAGGUGAACUUUCUUUGUUUUUUUAAAUAAAUAUUUGUAUGUUCAGCAUAUUUUUGAUAAUGUUAUGAUUCUACAAUGUGAGAUUAUUUUCAAAUAAACUUUUUUCUACUGAUAUUAAAUUUUGACUUCAGAUUAUAAUGAUAUUGCACUUUUUUUAUAUAUGCUAUAGUUUUGUAAUUUUGACCAUAAAGCUGACAAAUAAAAGUGUAAUUUGCA